AUGGCCAAUUCGGCAGAUCAGGUCUUUCAUACUCUCGAGCUUGCACAGCAGAUUGUAUAUGAGCUGGAGUUGAAGGAUUUGUUCAGAGCUCUACCUAUCACGAAGCGUCUAUGGGAAAGCAGAGUACCGGACUAUGUCUGGGCAGAACAUCUCGAACGACUAGGAUACCCCAGCCACGUCAUGCGAGAAACGUCACAAUCUCUUCGGACGAGUUAUCUUUGCAUAUCUCAAUCAGUCGAUGCCAUCGCCCGUGGUGUUAGUCCUGUAUCCACCAUAGAUAAAAUUGGCAUGAAGCGACAGAAACCCUUUAUCAAUGCAAGUUGCGAGAAGGAUAUGGUGCCGCCGCUUGUAUGCCAGUCAUCAUCGUCUGACUUCACGACGUGCGACAUUUAUACUCUGGACUGCGGAGAACUACGUCUGUUACAUGCUGACAAAGCCAUGGCGCCCAAGUGCCUCGCCUUCAACGGCGCUUCUGUUAUGGGUUGGGAGCCUGAGCAUUAUAUCGUUGUUCGCAAGCUUGAAGAUUGGUCUUUGAUGUCCCGCUUUGAGAACAAUAUUCUUCUCAAUGUUGAUGCUGGCUCUACAGAGUGGGAAGUUUAUGAGGACUUCAUCAUCAGUCAUUAUAGUUUCCGACCAGAGGGAGCUGAUCAACGGCAUAUUAUGGUGGAGUUUUGGGAUGACCAGGGCUCCAAGCGCGGUGAGGUAGUUUUUCCAACAGGAGGGAGCAUAAAUUACUACUCAUACAUGGGCAACCACUAUGUGACAAUUUCAAGUCGGUGGCUUAUCCAGUCUUGGAAUCUCAAAAGCUUAGAGCUCGACUACGAAUACGCUAUAUCAGAGGAUGAGCAGAAUGAUGGACUAUACAUCGUCAUAAGGGAAGGCAUCAUCUUCCAGUGGAAUAUCUCAAAUCCAGAAUCUCGAAAACUGGAUUACUGGGCCGCGGACGGCAGACACGUCACCAGGAAGCUUGCAUCGAUGAUUCUCAAAUUCGACCCUGACUGGGGACGUAUAUUCUCAGACGGAAGCAGGGUGACAUGGCGCAGCUGGCUCACCCUCUACGACAACGAAGGAGAAGUAGUGAAACGCUCCGAUCUGAAGAACAACCUACGAGCUGGAGAUGCCCUCCGCGGCGGUAUCCUCUUCGAUCGGUUCUUCUUUAGCAUUUUCCAUUUUGAAGAGUCAAGCUGUGCGUCAUUGGUUGUCUAUUCGAAGACGGGAGAGGAACUGACCUCGAUGCUGUUGGAAAGGCAGGAUAGAUGGUAUACGUGGUUCGUUGAUAUCCUGGGACGUCUGGUAAUAGUAUAUGGAGAUGCUGAUGGGGGCUUGGAUGAGUUGGAGAUUGUAGAUUUUCGUGGGAUAUUGGUGUGA
Fusarium sp. VM40 is the source of this 1368-nucleotide messenger RNA. NCBI's taxonomy places the organism in Eukaryota, Fungi, Ascomycota, Sordariomycetes, Hypocreales, Nectriaceae. The record is from the annotation of a GenBank genome assembly.